This is a messenger RNA of Pelagomonas calceolata, 3491 nucleotides long. Lineage: Eukaryota; Pelagophyceae; Pelagomonadales; Pelagomonadaceae. The record is from the annotation of a GenBank genome assembly.
AAGUAGCACUGGCAGGGUCCUAGCUAACCAGCUUAGAGCUGAUAGGCCUGACUGCGAGAGUGUUUUAUAGUGAACUGUUGUUACACCGUAGUGCUUUUGACACUCGAUGUAUAGACUCAAAUAUUAGAGAGUGGGAGAUACAUAUCUAGGGUAGGAAGGGCUAGUAGGUUUCUCUCUUUAUUUACGGUACCGUAGGUACGGCACCAUCUCGGCACCGGCUUGUACGAGCUGUAGGCAGCCUAGAGCUUGUAUUGUGCGACGCUUGUUCCUUCGGGAGGCGUGCAUGUGUAAAAACAAUCCAUUAAGGAGGCACGAUGCCACGCGGCAGACGCCCUGCCAGCCCCACUUUUGCAGUUGCGCGAUCUAGGUUGGGAAUUUUUAUACUAAGCCACUCCGUACGGGCGUUCGACGUAACGCAAUUAUCAGCAUGGGAGGUGACCUGCCGCGAGUACGCAGGGUUGCAGGACGGGGAUCAAACGCCGCUGAAUGCCGGACCACUCGCACAUCCGCCCGAGCGAUUCAACGAGACUGCGAUCUGGACGUUUGGCAACGAGGCGAUGACAGUGGCAGCCUCUAUCUUCGGGGGCAAAGCCAUGGACCUAGGGGCGUCGCUCGUCGCCGAGGCCAUACGGCGGCGCGAGCCGGCGAUGCUUGUUCGGCUACGGCUCCUCCGUUGUGCGGUGGACACCUGCAAUAACGCAACAAAAGUUCUCAUGUCGGCGGCGUAUGUGCUUCGGAGGUAUGGUGAAGUGCUGCAUUGGAGUGCGACACAGCCUAAUUCGAUGGCCCCGCCGACAAAUUUGAUUCGUGAGAAGGAAUUCACUGUGCACAAGGACCUGGACUCAGCGUUUCGCGGCCAACGUCGGGACCUGAAGCAAUUGCAGGCCUCGGGCAUCCUCUUCGCAGCGCUCGGUCUGCAGCAUCUCAAGCUCGCACUGUGCAACUUGCGAGACGUUUCGGACGCGAUCCGAGCGGCUGCGGGAGGACUUUUCGCAAGAUGGGGCGUCGCUUUCGGCAUCGCCGAGCUCGAGGUGGACGCCUACAGAUCGCUGUGCGCGAAUGAAGCGGCUUCGUUUUGCACCGCGGUUGAUACGCUUGUAGAAAUACCGUGGGGCGCAGACAAGCGGAGAUACCACUUUAAGAUGUUCAAAAUUCGUGCAAUGCGACUGUCACCUUUUGAAACGACCCUGUUUCUGGACAACGACGCGACACUCCUUCCCCGUCGCAUAUCAUAUAUUGAGGUAUUAAAGGAAAGAUUCGACGCAGUCGGCGUCGACUUCGCGGCGGAUCACGAGUUGGGGGGUUGCCAAACCGCAACGUGUCAGCGACGGCGGUUGGAUCGCCAGGAAUCUUGCAGCUUACCGUCCUGGCGGGAUCGCAAAGAGUUUGCGCGACUGCGCGGCUUGCUGCGCGAGGUCAACACUGGGACCAUGCUGCUGCGGAACACUAGCACCACGCAGCUGUUCCUCACACAUUGGGAGCACGUUGUUGCGCUGGGACCCAGGUUUGUGCCAGGGCACGGCCUUAAGGACCAGCCAGGUCUAGUCAUCGCCUAUGGAGAUACUCUUCCGACGUACGCGCGACUCGUGGAUCUGCUACCGGGCUUUGGCAACCCGCGAAGCUGCUGCGUGAGGUGCGCCAACUCCGCUCGGUGGAGCGACUGGCAGUCGGCGGACGAUUUUUGGGGAUUCAACGUCACUGCGCCCGGAUUUCCCCUAAGCCCGGGCCCGAAUUGUCGUUGCCUCGCGUGUCACGACAGUCACUCGAGCCACACCUCCCACAAGACGCCGGCGCCGAGUAUACCGCGUCACUGCUCUCUUUUUGGUCGCGCGACCGUGGAUUCGGCCAAGAAGGCUCACGCAUCUCCAAACCAACUUCUGGAUCAAGCCCUGGCUAUGACCGCCCCUAAUUCAACAUCGGCGGCUAACCCUGAUGAUAUUCCAUCGUUUCAGAACGUCAGCGAUCGACGCGGAGACGCAGCUGAGACCGAGCCUCCGCUCGACCGGGCCACCCUGGUCGUCCAGGGCUACUCGGCAAAGCGGGUCAAUCAACUCUGCAAAUGGGUGCACACCGCUCGAAGCUGGUCCGAUCUCAUCGAGGCCGUUCUCGUGGUGUGGAACGGAGCGCGGAGCAACUUCCGGUGCGACGGGGUCGCGGAAACCGAUAGGUGGUCUAAGACGGGUGACAUAUUCGCCUCACGCGUGCACUUUGCUGCACAUGAUCUGCUUGACAACCACUACGUUGUCCCCGCGACGUUGGACAUCCCGUCGGCAGUCGCGCUGGUCAUGGACGAUGAUGUCACAACCGACCGCGCGUCUUUUGCUUUGCAGAAAUCAACUUUUCAAGGUGAAUUCGUGCUGAAUCGUCGCGUUGGCCCCACGCUAUCGAUGCGACGUCUGCUUGAUGACUCGGCGGUGCGGGUCGCUCACCACUCUACUUCGCCAGCACGCCUCGUCGUCGCCGAGAAACGAGUGUGUGAAUUAUUAUCGGUGCACCCAACUCAGUGGUUGAUUUCUACUCAGGUCUGUUGCUUGCAUGAUCGAGAUCUGGCGCGCUGAUACGCGCCUCCUGGUCGCCCCAGCGCAUUCAGCGCGGGGCUUUAGUCGUACGCAGAUGGCAAUGAGCGGCCACCGAGCCGCAUUCUGCGCCUUUCUCCCGCGCGCCCCCCGCGUCCAAAUCGAGUUCACGAUUCCGACUGAGCCUACUCACACAAUCCAAAAGAUAAUAUAUAUGAAGCUAUGAAAAGUGUUGGGCAAUCCGGGUAUAACCGCAGGCAAAUGCUCCUCGUGCACAAGAAAUAUCUUGUUGAGUACGCGCGGCACGCGGCGCUUCGCGCUCUCGUGAACGCGACGCCCGUUUGCGAACAUCGGUGUGAAAUCAACCGGCGGGGUCGGUUCGGCCCGAGUCUAGCCUUCGACGAUGCAUUGUGGUUUAAUAUCUACGCAGGCGAGGAUUAUGCCUUUGGAGCAGCCGUUGGCGUCGCAGCACGCCGCUUGGCCGGGCCUUUGGACGAUCCGCUCAUGGUCCACGCCGUCGCCAUAGGUCUCAACAAGCACGGUGGCGAUGGCCACGGCAUCGAUGACCUCUCUGGAGCUCGGGGGUUCCGGAGUACCCGAAGUUCGUGCCCCACCCGCGUCGCUGACGUCAUCCGCUCGAACCGCGACGGGCUCUUCACUGGCCAACCCUUUGUCCCUUCGACGCUCACGCUCCAGUGUGGCGCCUCGAAUAUCUCCGCGGCCCGGGAACAAGCAUCCAUCGCGCUCAAAGGGCGACAGCACGCGGGCCAGUGCCGGAUCUAGGUCAUUCAUACGACUUGGACCACUAACGUAGCGGCCGCAGGAGACUGGAGGGUGCCAGCCUUGUCUCUCGCCACGCUGGCGAGUCUUAAAAGACUCAUCUAACUCAAAAAUAACCCCCGCCCCAAAGUUACCUUCAAGUUAAAAUUCAAGUUGGAGUCACGGUUAUAAAAUAAAAAUAAAUAAAUCUUAAGG